AUGGAGCCAAACAGCAACAGCGUAGAAGAUUUCUCCUUGAAUGUCUUUUCUGUCACUCCUUCUCAGUCAAACAGAUCUGAUGCCCUGGUGUCAGAUGGGGAUAAAACUGGUGCCACUUUGCUCUUUUCAGGUGUGUUUUUGGGACUGGUGGGGAUCACUUUCACUGUGAUGGGAUGGAUAAAAUACGACGGCAUUACUCACCUGGAGUGGACUCAAUUACUAGGGCCUAUUCUGCUGUCUGUUGGGGUAACUUUUAUUCUGAUUGCUGUUUGUAAAUUUAACAUGCUUACGUGUAAGACCUGCAAAGAAAGAGAGGAAAAUACGUUAGAUCUCGACCAGACAGCAAGCGGACAAUCCUUUGUCUUCACUGGCAUUAACCAGCCUAUAACUUUUCAUGGUGCCACAGUGGUACAGUACAUCCCUCCGCCGUACCCAGCCCAGGAGGGCAUUGCUGUAAGCCCUGGCUACCUUCACCCGGUGCUCAGCUGCUGUGGUGCUGUUUCCCCCAGUGCCUCAUCAAUUCCCAGCCCGGGCUCUGCUCACUUCUGCGCUGCCUACCCCCUGGAUAACCUGGCUUUUACUGGAGAUGAGAACUAUGCUGCUUACCCUCCGGAGAAUACCAGCGAUCAGAGGUCAGAGAACCGUUCCGAUGAGCCAGAAGAACCGCUGGAAGACUACGCCUGUGAUGACUUGUCACCUCCACGUUAUGAGGAAAUAUACCCAUUCUCUUCAUGA
Molecule: messenger RNA, 735 nt
Organism: Nestor notabilis (Kea)
Lineage: Eukaryota; Metazoa; Chordata; Aves; Psittaciformes; Psittacidae
Gene: TMEM174
Product: transmembrane protein 174
Exons: 2
Coding region: 1-735 (244 amino acids)
Source: RefSeq, a predicted model, not a curated record